AUGCUUACUCUACCAGCUUUGACCGGUGACAUCAGCGUUUCCAUUAACUCGAAAGCUUCCAAGACUGCCUCUGUGCGUCGCCCUGUGGAACCUGUGGGCCGUUACUUCAUGCACCAUGCCCAAAGGACCUUGAGAAAUCACACCUGGUCCGAAUUUGAGCAGAUUCAAGCCAGCCAGAACGUACAACGCGUUGAAGAGUCUGUCGAUCCAGAUGAGGCUUUGCUAGACGACGAUCUAGCCGAUUUGUCUUUGUUGGAGCAUGACCCUAGAGACUGGAAGACCGCAGACUUGUAUGCGGCGAUGGGUCUGUCUAAACUACGUUACAAGGCCACAGAUGCCCAGAUUAUUAAAGCCCACAGAAAACAGGUGUUGAAGCACCAUCCUGACAAGAAAUCAGCUGCCGGUGGUUUGGAACAAGACGGUUUUUUCAAGAUCAUUCAAAAGGCUUAUGAAACUUUGACAGACUCCAACAAAAGAGCGCAAUACGACUCGUGUGACUACAACGCCGAUGUUGCACCUCCAAAGAAGGGCGCCAACUACGACUUUUUCGAGGCCUGGGGCCCAGUUUUCGAGUCGGAGGGUCGUUUCUCUAAGAAGCAGCCUGUUCCUGGCCUAGGUAGUCCAGAUGCCACCAAAGAAGAAGUUGAGAAGUUCUACAACUUCUGGCAUAGAUUUGACUCCUGGAGAACUUUUGAGUUUGCCGAUGAGGAAGUCCCAGACGAUUCUUCUAACAGAGACCACAAGCGUUACAUUGAGAGAAAAAACAAGGCCGCCAGAGAUAAGAAGAAGACGGCAGACAACUCUCGUCUCGCUAAAUUGAUUGAGAGAGUCAGCGCUGAGGAUCCUCGUAUCAAGCAGUUCAAGGAAGCUGAAAAGAAAGAGAAAGAGAGAAGAAAGUGGGAAAGAGAAGCGGGCUCUCGUGCCGAAGCCGAAGCUAAGGCCAAGGCUGAAGCUGAAGCCAAGGCGAAAGCCGAAGCUGACGCUGCCAACGCUGCCAGCGCCAAGGUCGAUAAAAAGAAGGCCAAGGAGGCUGCCAAGGCUGCCAAGAAGAAGAACAAGAGAGCUGUCCGUACCAGUGCCCAGGGUGCUGACUACUUUGGCGACGCUGACAAGGCUGCGUCAAUUGACGAGCAAGUUGGCCUCAUUGUCGACUCGGUGGAUGACGAACAGCUUGCUUCCUUGGCCGAGAAGGUCAAGGGCGACGCUAAGACCGCUCUAACCGAAACAGCCAAAUCGCUUGUCGAGUCCAAGAAGCUCCCAGCCUCUUUGCUGUCCUACUUUGUCUAA
This is a messenger RNA of Lachancea sp. 'fantastica', 1287 nucleotides long. The record is from the annotation of a GenBank genome assembly. NCBI's taxonomy places the organism in Eukaryota, Fungi, Ascomycota, Saccharomycetes, Saccharomycetales, Saccharomycetaceae.